UUGGCAGCUGAUUAAUACGGUUCAUAGAUGGCAGUCCCUAUUUAUACACACAAGACACAGGACAUAACAGAGCGGUAGAGAGAGAGAGAGAGAGACAGAAAGAGAUGGAAGGCGAUGUCGACAUGGCCGGGGCUGAAGAUGGAGCUGUCAUGGAGCUGGACAGCAUGAAGAAGAGGUUGAAAGAGAUGGAGGACGAAGCCGCCGCUCUUCGUGAAAUGCAGGCCAAGGUCGAGAAAGAAAUGGGUGCCGUACAAGAUCCUGCUGCAGCAGCUGCAAGUCAGGCAAAUAGGGAGGAAGUAGAUUCUCGUUCAGUGUUUGUUGGGAAUGUGGAUUAUUCAUGUACCCCUGAGGAAGUGCAGCAGCAUUUUCAGUCUUGUGGAACAGUUAACAGAGUCACUAUUCGGACCAACAAGUAUGGCCAACCAAAGGGGUAUGCCUAUGUGGAAUUCCUUGAAACAGAAGCUGUUCAGGAGGCUCUGCUUCUGAAUGAAUCUGAACUUCAUGGCCGCCAAUUGAAGGUAUCAGCCAAGCGUACUAAUGUCCCUGGGAUGAAGCAGUUCCGUCCACGGCGUCCCAACAACCCUUAUAUGGGUUUCCGAUCGAGGAGUGCAUAUGUGCCACCUUAUUUCUACAAUCCAUAUGGAUAUGGGAAGGUUCCUAGAUUCAGAAUGCCUAUGCGUUAUAGCCCUUACUACUGAAACUUGAGGUUUGCUUGAGACAAGAAUACUCAGUUUAUAGAAAAAUUACAUUCUUAGUGUUCUCUUCUCUCUCCUUAACAUAUGCAGGAUGAUCUUUUGCGUAAGAUUAUAAUCUUUUGAAGUCUUGGGUCAUGAGUAGACUCGCUUGACAAUGAGCACUUAGUUGAGGGUGAUGGUCAUUGUAAUUAUGAUGGUUGAUCCUACCGCGAUGUUGAGUCCUUUUUAAUUUUUUUUUAAAUUUUUAUGACAAAUUGGAUUGUAUGGUGAGCUCUUAUUGCAUGACUCUCUUUUUGCAUCAAAUUGACUCCUAGUAUUUGCUCCU
Molecule: messenger RNA, 1020 nt
Organism: Camellia sinensis
Lineage: Eukaryota; Viridiplantae; Streptophyta; Magnoliopsida; Ericales; Theaceae
Product: polyadenylate-binding protein 2
Molecular function (GO): poly(A) binding
Source: RefSeq, a predicted model, not a curated record